UUACGGAUUCUGAACAGGGAACAUAGAUACCAGGAUAUUGGGGUCCUAGCGCCUAUGUUUGACUAGCUUUACAGCACUGGACUCGUGAUGGAGUGUCGAUGUACAUGUAGAUGUAAAGCGAACAAAGGGAUGAUGGUGACGCCACAGAUGCAUCGUCAGAAAUCCGAUAUGCAAGAGGAGCUGCUCGUAAAACUCGGCGCUAAGGAAGAAAAGUUUGACUGGCAUCCAGACAUCCUAUAUCGUCGUAUGGAACGGCCACAGUCUAGUGUCGUGGCGGACUACUCGAUCGAUAUCAAGAUUGGCCGACCCAAAUUGUAUUGCAUUGGCACUCGUAACCCAUGGGAUUGUGGAAACCAAGCACUGCGGCAAAUGACAAUGAAAGCAAAACAAGGUCCUCGAAGUCUUUUCUUUGGAAAGAAACCAAAGCCGAUUAACAUACUAAACAUACAUCGACCAGCACCCCCAAGGAUAUCCACAGCAAGCACACGGGUCAUACUCCAGCCUUUGUCGUUGGCUAGAAGCAAGACAGCGAAACCUAAAGUAUCAGUCAAGGAAAGUCUGCUGAAAAAUCCUCAACAGCUCUACAACAAUCUCAACAGCUCUACAACAAUCUCAAAGCUCUACAACAAUCUCAACAGCUCUACAACAAUCUCAACAGCUCUACAACAAUCUCAACAGCUCUACAACAAUCUCAAAGCUCUACAACAAUCUCAACAGCUCUACAACAAUCUCAAAGCUCUACAACAAUCUCAACAGCUCUACAACAAUCUCAAUAGCUCUACAACAAUCCCAAUAGCUCUACAACAAAGUCAAUAA
Ylistrum balloti is the source of this 816-nucleotide messenger RNA. RefSeq lists its product as uncharacterized. The transcript has 6 exons. The coding region runs from base 88 to 816 and encodes 242 amino acids. Lineage: Eukaryota; Metazoa; Mollusca; Bivalvia; Pectinida; Pectinidae. The record is from RefSeq and is a predicted model, not a curated record.